AUGUCGCGAAUCGCAACAAAACGGCUGCAGAAGGAGCUCGCAGAACUGCAGCAGAAGGGUCCGCCGGCGGGGUGCAGGCUGAUACAGGCGGAGAACUUGGAGGAAUGGGUCAUUGCGCUGCAAGUCUUGGGCGAGAGUGUCUACGAAGGGGAGGAAUUCGCACUGCGCUUCCGUUUCUCGACCAGCUAUCCCAUCGACUCCCCCGAAGUCACUUUCCUCACGACCUCUCCCUUCCGACCGCCCGAACAUCCUCACGUCUACACGAAUGGACACAUCUGCGCUUCGGUUCUCGGCAGCGGCUGGUCCCCGGUCUUGAACGUCCAAAGCCUUCUCCUCACUAUGCAGUCGAUGCUCGCAAGCUGCAAGAAGAAGGAGCUGCCGCCUGAUAACGACAGAUACAUCCGGAACGCACCCAAGUCGCCCAAAGAUACCCGAUGGGCAUAUCACGAUGAUACCGUCUGA
Messenger RNA from Rhodotorula toruloides NP11, 462 nucleotides. RefSeq names its product ubiquitin-conjugating enzyme E2 W. The transcript has 10 exons. Bases 1 to 462 code for a protein of 153 amino acids. NCBI's taxonomy places the organism in Eukaryota, Fungi, Basidiomycota, Microbotryomycetes, Sporidiobolales, Sporidiobolaceae. The record is from RefSeq and is a predicted model, not a curated record.